ACCCGAAGAGUUCUUCAUUUCUUGAGAUGCACACAGAUACACCGACUCAACCUAUAUUGCUUAUUGGGCUUAUCGUGUUUGCCCUCGGCUUACCCGCGAACUUUGACUUUGAACCGGCCUCGCCAGGUAGCGCAAUUUGCUAGGCUUUUUCCCUAUCCCAACACGUUUUGCAAGGGCACUUGAAAUAAUGCGGUAGUAUUUAAGCAGCAUGGAGGACCCGAAAAUCGCGGAGCUCCGGCGGGGAGUGCGCCAGCAGCUCCAGCAAGCUGGCGUUCAGGGCGUGCUGCACCAGCUGCUGCUGGAGUACCAGAAAACCGGAGAGGUCGUGACGCCCGAGGAUGCGCUCGAUGUGCUUCAGGGCCGGGGCGUCAUCGACCAGCUUGUGCGGUCCGUGAGGCCGCCGCAACCGGCGCUGGAGUCCUUGGCGCACCUCAGCAAUGUGGGGCUGAUGAAGCCAGCUGAGCUGCCUCCCGGCCGCGCUUUCCUGCACGUCAAGGUCCUAGGCGGCCGUGCCUUCGCCGACUUUCUGGCGCGCGCACCCCACCGCGGCGAGCAGCUGCAGCUAGCUCUCGAGCUUUUCGGCCAGCGCUUCACUUGUGAGCCCGUGCCCGCCGGCGCCGAGCCGGCCUUUGCUGGAGAGGCCUUCUUCGAGUUGCCGGCCGGCGCAGGAGCAGCGGCGGCCGCGGCCGCGGCUGCGGCCGGCGGCGGCGCAAUGGGCACGGCGUCGGCUUGGGGGGCCGCGGAUGCGGCGGCGGGGCUAGGGCCGGGGUCUUCAGCACUGGGAGGAGGAGGGGGAGCGGCGGGGGUGGCGGGGGGUGGCGUGGACCCGCUGUCACUGUUGUCGCUGCGGCAGGGGCUGCAUCUGGUGGUGAUGGCGGUCAGCCCGCUGGCUGCUGGAGAGGAGGGCAGCGAGGAGGCGGACUGGGCACCCGGGCCCGGGCCCGGCUCCGCCGCCUCCGCCGCCUCGGCCAUCGUGGCCGCCGGCCGCCUGGCUCAGCGGCUGUCUGUGCGGCGGCUGGUGUGCGCGCUGGGCUCGGCGGAGUGGCGCACGGUGCUGGUGCGCAAGGGCAAAGUGGUGGUCAGCGUGCAGCUGGGCGCAGGGCCGGGUGUGUUGGGCGGUCUGCCGGUGUCCGCCGCGCCAGCCGGGCUGCUGACGCUGCAGCUGGAGCUGCGCCCGGGCUUCAGCGGGCCGCUGGACGAGGCGUUGCUGCGGAGCCAACAGCGCAUGGAGGCGGCGCGGGACGCCGACGUCAUGACCGCCUUCGUGGCACACGCCAAGGCCUGGUGGGGCGAGUACGUGUCCCAGAACCUGGCCUUCAAGUCCCGGCCCAUCAAGGUCCUGGCCACGGCCGAGGACGGCAGCCAGCACCCCGUGUGCUCCUUCGUGCGGCCGCUGCAGCUGGGCCGCCUGCUGGGCGGCGCGCGGGAGGCGGCGCGCUUCGUGAGCCUGCUACGGCGGCGCGAGGACCUUGCGCCGCUGCCCACCGCCGGCCAGAGCGAGGUGGCGGAGUGCUGGUGCCUGCUGCACACGGUGCUGGCGUCGGGCAGCGCGACCAAGGAGGAGAUGGCUGUGCUGCUGGCCGGACUGCUGCUGGGCUUCGGGCUGGACGCCUGGGUGGUGGUGGGGCGGCUGGCGGACGGCGCGGGGCACACCUGGGUCAUGACGCGCGGGCUGCUGGCGGCGCCCACCUUCUGGGAGCCAGCCACUGGCGUGCGCUACAGUGCCACCGACGUGGACACCUGGCCCUACGCCUCCGUGGGCUGUGUGUUCAACAACCUGCGCCUGUACGCCAACUGCCAGUGCGACGACUCGGCCUUCGGCACCUCGUACGUGUUGGAGGACGCCGCGCUGUGGCGCGAGCUGCCCAUGCCGCCCUCCGAGCUGCCCGCACUGCCCUGGAGCCCCAUCCCCCUCGCCCGCAGCCCAUUGGCCGGCGCCGUGCUAGCGGCACAUGCGCCCGCCAUCACCCGAGCCCUUGCAGGGGUUGGGACCUCAGCGGCAGGGCCGUCGGCGUCAGCAGCAGGGCCCGGGGCCGGGGCCUGGGGCGGGGGCGGGGGCGGCCUGGGUGUGGUGGCAGUGGCGGUGGACACGGCGGCGGUGGAGGCGGCGCUGGAGGCGCAGCUGCGGCAGGCGGUGGCGACACACCGGCGCGCCGUGCUGGGGCCGGGCGCGGGGCCGCUGCGGUGGGAUGAGGGCCUGUCGCACCUGCUCAUGCCGGCACUGGCGGCGUACGAGCACGAGGCUGUGCACUGCGAGGUGGCGCCCGGCAAUGAGGAGUUCCAGUCCGCCAUACGGAGGUGUGUGCCUCUGGGCUGGGUGUUCAAGGCCAUGCCGCAGCACCACGCACACACCUGUGUGCCGCUCAUGGCCAAGGCGCUGCUGGAGGAGGACCAGAUGCUGGACAUACUCGGCACCACCGCCGCCACAGCCAGUUUCGCGCUGCGCGUCAAGGUGUUCGCUUACCCGGAGGGCCUCACCAGUGUUUGGCUCAUGUUGGCAGUCAAGUACAGCGCCGUCGCACCCGCGUGAGCGCUCUUACGUGCUUGUCUGGAGGCAGCCCUGGAACCGGCCCCGGAGGCCACUCGGCAGGCUUACAACCCCGGCGACGGGCGAACGACGUCGCUGGCGACCAACGACUGCAAAAUUUGUCAUGGUGUGCGGUUGCACCCAGCAGGGCAUGCAAAUAUAUACUGACGCUGUAUCCGCUGCCAUUUCACUGCUGCAAUUGUGGGGUUCGUGGUUUGAAGAAUGAGUGAGCGCCGUCGAGGGUUUUUCCUAGGGUUUCAAUGGACAAUGGACAGAUCGAGUGUGGACGGCAGACUCGCCACUUCGCUUUGCACGGCGCCGCCGCUAUUUGUAACAUGAUGAGUCC
This is a messenger RNA of Chlamydomonas reinhardtii, 2873 nucleotides long. RefSeq lists its product as uncharacterized. The record is from RefSeq and is a predicted model, not a curated record. NCBI's taxonomy places the organism in Eukaryota, Viridiplantae, Chlorophyta, Chlorophyceae, Chlamydomonadales, Chlamydomonadaceae. The transcript has 14 exons. The coding region runs from base 209 to 2530 and encodes 773 amino acids.